GAGAUCCGUUUCUACAUUUUCUCUCUCUAUCUCUUUCAUCCCUCUCUCUCUCUCUCUAAGUUCUCUUUGUUCCUUAUCUCGUCUCUCACGUUCUCACUUUCUCUCCCCCAUACAGAUUUUCCACCCUCCAAGAAGAGAAUAGCGCAAGAAAAUUUCCAUUGUUUUGAGGCGCAAACACACACAGUCUAAGCUAUAGACACUUCCAUAUUUGAAAUCAUAGCACUUAAUGCCUUCUUAUCUCACUCUUUAUUGCGACCUUUUUCGAUCUGAAACGCCGCUUCUAUAUUAAUUUCUCUAUAUAUAUCUCUUUCAAUUUCGUUCCACCUUGUCAAAAUUUCUAGGUUUUCUUUCUUCUCUGCGGUUUUCGUUUUUCAGCUGCGGCGGAGCCCUAGAUUGGCUUGCGGCGCGGUGGCUAUUGUUGCCGCUUGUGGUUUGUGGUUUCUUGUUCGAUCUGUGGGAAGGAAACCCUGCGUGACGGUGUUAUUGUAUUUAGCUCUACGAACCCUAAUUUUGGUGUGAACAAGGGAUCUGGUUUGUUUUUGGCGGUGGUGCAGUUUUUGUUUUUGUUAAGGGUGGUGCUGCGGUGUGUGUGGUGAAUUCGGUUUUGUUUAUCAGUGGUUGCCCAUGCUAUUAGGUUGAUUUUGAUGCCGCCGGAACCAUUGCCUUGGGAUCGAAAGGACUUCUUCAAGGAGAGGAAGCACGAGAGGUCGGAAUCGGUUGGGUCUGUGGCGAGAUGGAGAGAUUCUUCUCAUCACCGAGACUUGAAUCGAUGGGGAUCCACGGAAUUUCGCAGACCGCCUGGUCAUGGUAAGCAGGGUGGUUGGCAUAUGUAUUCUCAAGAGCCUGGUCAUGGUUACGGGGUUUCUCGGUCUGGUGACAAGAUGUUGGAAGAAGAUAGUCGACCAUCGGCUUCACGUGAUGGUAAAUACGGCAGGAGCAGUAGAGACAGUAGAGGUUCGUCUGGCCAGAGAGAUUGGAGAGGUCAUUCGUGGGAAGCCACCAAUGGCUCCCCUAAUUUAUCCAGGAGACCAUCAGAUAUGAAUAGUGACCGGAGGUCAGUUGAUGAUUCCACAACAUAUUCCUCUCAUCCCCAUUCUGCUUCUGUGAACACUCGGGAACAGCAUCAAUUGAAAGACCUGCAUGAUAAGAUUGGUGGUGUCAAUGAGUUGGAAGCAGCACCAAGAUGUGAUAAAGAGAAUUCUUCAAUUGACUGGAAGCCACUAAAAUGGAACCGAUCUGGAAGCUUGUCUUCUCGAGGCUCCGGUUUUAGCCACUCAAGUAGCUCACGGAGCUUGGCAGGGACAGAUUCCAAUGAAGCAAAGCCUGAUUUGAAACCCAAAAAUAUCACUGCUAUUAAGUCUCAUUCAGGGGAAGGCACUGCAUGUGUGACAUCUUCUAUGCCAUCUGAAGAUACAGCUUCUAGAAAGAAGCCUAGGCUAAAUUGGGGUGAGGGGCUCGCGAAGUACGAGAAGAAAAGAGUUGAGCGACCUGAUGCAGGAGCAAACAAAGAUGGCUCAGUCUCGUCUGCUGGCAAUAUGGAACCUUGUAAUUUCAUUAGCUCCAACUUAGUAGAUAAAAGCCCAAAAGUUACAGGAUUUUCAGACUGUGCAUCUCCUGCAACUCCAUCUUCUGUUGCCUGCAGUUCCUCACCAGGCGUGGAUGAUAAAUUAUUGGAAAAAAUUGCAAAUGCAGACAAUAAUUUAAGUAAUUCGAGUGAUUCACCUGCUACUGGGUUCCGGAAUCACCUGCAGAAGUUUUAUCUUAACCUUGAUAAGCUGGAUAUUGACUCCUUGAAUAAUUUGGGCUCUUCAAUUGUUGAGUUAGUACAGUCUGAUGAUCCAAGUUCUGAAGAUUCUUGUCUAGUUAGGUCGAAUGCAAUUAAAACGUUACUCAUAUGGAAAGCUGACAUUUCAAAGGUAUUGGAGGUGACUGAAUCUGAAAUUGAUUUGCUUGAAAAUGAACUUAAGUCUCUAAAAUCUGAUUCUGUGGAUAGAUAUCAGUCUCCAGAAGCAUUGGGCUCCCAGCAGGCAGAUAGCAGUAUAAAAAUCUAUGAAGAACAAGAAGUCUCUCAGAAGGUUAUUCGGCCAGUACCAUUGAAAAUUAUUUCUUCCGAUGAACCUAAUAUAGAGAAGAUGCCGCUGUCAACUAAUUUAUGUAGUAUUCAUGAUAAUGACAAGGAAGAGGAUAUUGACAGUCCUGGAUCAGCAACUUCUAAAUUUGUUGAGCCUCUGCCUUUGGUAAAAGCAGUUUCUUCACGUGAUACUGGGGGAUAUGAUAACUUAUCAAGGGACAUGGAUACUGUUCAGUCUACUUCGAUGAAAUGCUUAGUCCGGUGUACUACUAGGAAAGAUCCUAGUGUAUCUGCUUGUAAUGAUUUCAAUACCCCUAUGGAUGUAAAGGAAACCUUUGGAGCAAACGCAUGUUCUAUCUAUGAGGAUACUUAUAAUUCAAUUAUUGCUUCAAAUAAAGAAUCUGCAAACAAAGCGCAUGGAGUAUUUGCUAAGUUAGUGCCCAAUGACUGUAAAAAGCUUGUUAACAUGGGAGUCAGCAAUGAUUCAUCCUGUCAUACAUUUGUUAUGGAAAAAUUUGCCGAGAAAAAGCGUCUUGAAAAAGUGAAGGAGAAAGUUGCUGCACUCAAGUUCAAAGCCUUGCAUCACUUGUGGAAAGAAGAUAUGCGCUUAUUGUCUAUUAAGAAAUGCCGGCCAAAAUCUCAUAAGAAAAAUGAACCAAGUAGUAGUAAUCUGAAAAACCGAUCUUCCAUUCGUUCCCGGUUUCCUUUCCCAGGUGGAAAUCAUCUAAGCUUGGUUCCAACAUCAGAGCUUAUUGAUUUCGCAAGCAAACUUCUUUCAGAAUCCCAAACGCAGAUUCAGAGAAACACCCUGAAGAUGCCAGCAUUAAUAUUGGAUGAGAAAGAAAAGAUGGUUACAAGAUUCAUAUCUAGUAAUGGGCUGAUUGAAGAUCCGCUGGCUACUGAGAAAGAAAGAAAUAUGAUCAAUCCUUGGACAUCAGAAGAGAAGGAAAUAUUCUUAGAGAAAUUUGCUGUGUUUGGAAAAGAUUUCCGGAAAAUUGCUUCUUUCCUUGAUCACAAGACAACUGCGGACUGUGUAGAAUUCUACUACAAGAAUCACAAAUCUGAGUGUUUUCAGAAAUUGAAAAUGAAAGAUGUUGGUAAGCUAGGGAAGUCAUAUGCAGCUAGAACUAACUUGAUGGCAUCAGGUAUAACAUGGAAUCAUGAAGUUAAUGUUUCUUCCUUUGAUAUUUUGAGUGCAGCUUCACUGAUGGCAGAUGACAUUGCAGGUAAUAAAAGGAUGCGAGCAGGAAGAUUCCUUUUGGAAGGAUUUGAUAAUAUAAAAUCAUCGAGGGGCGGGGACAGCAUUAUAGAGAGAUCAAAUAGUCCGGACACUCUUGGGGAUGAAAGGGAGACUGCUGCUGCAGCUGAUGUAUUGGCUGGUAUAUGUGGGUCGUUUUCAUCCGAGGCUAUGAGCUCCUGCAUAACAAAUUCAAUUGAUCCUGUAGAUGGUAAUAAGGAAAGGGAAUUCUUGAAAGCGAACCCUUUGCGCAAACAAACCUUGACGCCUGAUAUUUCUCAGAGUGCUGAUGAUGAGACUUGUUCAGAUGAGAGCUGUGAGGAAGUAGAUCUUUCUGGGUGGACAGAUGAUGAGAAGGCGGCUUUUCUUCAGGCUGUAUCAUCUUUUGGUAAGGAUUUUACUAAGAUAGCACAGUGUGUAGGCACAAGGUCCAGAGAACAUUGUAAAGUCUUCUUCAGCAAGACUCAAAAGUGCCUUGGAUUAAAUCUCGUACGCCCUAUACCUGGAAUUGUAGGAUCCCCGCCGAAUGAUGAUGCAAAUGGUGGUGAGAGUGACACAGAUGAUGCAUGUCUUGUUAAGGCAGGCUCUGUGGUUGAUGCUGAUAAGUCUGGGAAUAAGACAGACGAGGACCUGCCUUCUGAUGCCUUGAAUACAUUCCAUGAUGAAUCCAAUCCUCUGGAAGUUAGGAGCUUGUCAGCUGAAUUAAAUGAAUCAAGAGAAAUCACUGGGACAGAAGUACAUCUUGAAAAUGUAGAUAUGGUUUCCGAUGUUUGUGCAAUUAAGGUUGAAACUAGGCCGGGUUCUGAUGAUAGCGGAGUUAGCUUGGGCAAAACUGACAAGUCUUGUUCAGUCAAUGAGCAUCCAGUUAAAAUUACAUCUGAUAGCAUAGAAGUUGCCAAAGGUAAAACAAAUAAAUUGGGAGAUGCAGUUAGAGAAUCAAUUUCUACUGUAGGAAUAAUUAAACCACUGGAGUGUGGUUCUGUUGCUAUGGAUACAACGGUUUCAGAGGGUUCUUCUGGAGAUCUCAGAAAUGAAGUGGAAAGAAGGCAAAGAGUGGCAGCACCCCCUUGCUCUGAUGACAGAGAUGAUAAACAUGAAGCUGAUGCAGGUGUUGCAGUUGAAUCGAAAAGUUGUGUGUUAGAGUCAAGCACGACCGCAAAUCUUUCAUUCUCACAUGUGGCCAAUUCAUGCUCAGGAUUGAGCUUUGGUUCUGAAAAUAAGCAUGUCUCCUUUGGAAAGCCUCAUGCCUCAGCAUUAUCUACAAACAAUUCUUGGGCUACUACAAAUUCGUUGUUGCUAAACGCUGCUGCUGCUCCAUGUGAAAAAGCAAUUAGCCAGGAUAGAUUGUCCUCUAAUUGUGAUGUUCAAAGAGGUAGAGAUAUGGGGUGUCAUAGUUCUGGUAGCAACGGUGACCAUCAGUUUCCUCUUCCAUGCAAUCAUCUUGAGACUGUUAGCAUCCUCCAGGGCUAUCCCUUGCAGGUGCCCGUCAAGAAGGAAGUGGACGGGGAUGUGAACUGCAGCAGUUCAGUGACUGAGUUCCCCUUUCCCCAAAAAGUCAAACAGACUGAUGAUCAUUUCAAAACAUUAUGGCAUUCUUCUGAUUCAGAAAACACAUCCAGAAAUGGUAAUGUGAAACUGUUUGGAAAGAUUAUAACCAAUCCUUCUUCCAAUCAGAAACCUAAUUUGAUUACGAAGGGAAGUGAAGAAAAUGGUACUCAUCAUCAUCCCAAGUCAAGCAACAAGUCUUGUAAGCGUAAAAUUACUAGCCAUCAAAAUUCUGAUGGAAAGUUGAAAAUUUUAAAGUUUGACCGUGCUGAUUAUCUUGGCGUUGAAAAUGUUCCAGUGAAGAGUUAUGGUUAUUGGGAAGGGACUGGAAUAACACAAACUGGUCUCCCAUCAUUGCCCGAUUCUUCCUUCUUGUUAGCUAAAUAUCCUGCUGCCUUCAGCAAUUAUCCUACAUCAUCUUCCACUUUGGAGCAACAACCAUUGCAGGCGUUUGGUGCAUCUACUUUUACUGCUAGAGACAUCAAUGGAAGCAAUGCCAUGAUUGACUGUCCGAUGUUUAUAAGUAGGGAUGGUCCGAAAGUGCAGCCAUUUAUAGUAGAUGUCAAGCACAGCCAAGAUGUAUUCUCUGAGAUGCAGAGAAACAGUUUUGAAGCAAUAUCUAGUUUGCAGCAGCAUGGAAUAGGAGUGAUGGGAAUGAAUGGCGUUGGAAGACCUGGGAUUCUAGUGGGUGGGUCAUGCAGUGGUGUCUCUGAUCCUGUAGCAGCAAUCAAAAUGCAUUAUUCUAAUUCCGAGAAGUAUGGUGGUCAGAACGGGAGUAUCUUGAGAGAUGAUGAAUCUUGGGGAGGGAAAGGGGACAUAGGCAGGUAGUAGAUGUGUUUAGUGGCAAACUUGUCUUUUUUGCCGAGUCCUGUAUAAUAGUUUUUGUUUACUGCUCAAUACAGUGUAGGAGGCUGAUUUAAUGGUUCUCAAGCCUGUCUUUUUUGGUAAAAUAUUAGGUGCUUGUAAUGUGGAAGCAAGCAGCUUUGUAUUUGUUGUAUUUGAUGAAAAUACAGAAAUAAUCUGGAUGUUAGGAGGGGCGAUUGCCAUUAACCAUUUUGGUUUGAAUCACAUGCGCCCCCAUUUCAUCUCAUUCCCGAAACUAUUUGGCUAUUUGUUUGAA
Vicia villosa (hairy vetch) is the source of this 5973-nucleotide messenger RNA. RefSeq lists its product as uncharacterized. The coding region runs from base 645 to 5681 and encodes 1678 amino acids. The record is from RefSeq and is a predicted model, not a curated record. The transcript is spliced from 4 exons. NCBI's taxonomy places the organism in Eukaryota, Viridiplantae, Streptophyta, Magnoliopsida, Fabales, Fabaceae.